Messenger RNA from Kwoniella mangroviensis CBS 8507, 4344 nucleotides. RefSeq lists its product as uncharacterized. The transcript is spliced from 5 exons. Gene Ontology annotation, cellular component: late endosome; HOPS complex. Gene Ontology annotation, molecular function: protein binding. NCBI's taxonomy places the organism in Eukaryota, Fungi, Basidiomycota, Tremellomycetes, Tremellales, Cryptococcaceae. The coding region runs from base 1 to 4344 and encodes 1447 amino acids. The record is from RefSeq and is a predicted model, not a curated record. Gene Ontology annotation, biological process: endosomal vesicle fusion; protein targeting to vacuole.
AUGCCAGCUGGGCCUUCAUCUCGUCAGCAGUCCCUACUAUCAUCCUCCUCUUCGAACAACCGCUCAGUCCCAGCUCAGGGUCAACCGCAACUGCCUCUGUGGAAGUCAGCGACCGAUGAAGAUGGUCCUGCCGACGAAGAAUUGUUUGCAAUGGACGCUGGACCAAGCGACUACUGGAAAUGGUCUCCCUCUCCCGCCUCCGCACAAGAAUUGGCUCCUAUAAAUUGGCGUAUGCCUUCUGCUCAACCUUUCGACGUUGAUACGGUGGAAGAUGGUCCGAGUGAUCAAUUUGGCAUACCACCCUUUCGGCAGCAGAUUUCUGGAAGUAACACUCCAUCCGAAACACCGAGAUAUGAGCGAAGGCUGCAUGAUGUACUGAACGACUUCACGGCCUCACCCAGAACACCCAGCCCUCCAUCUCCUUUCCCUAAUCAUGACUAUAGCAGGACUUUCCAAGAUAUCAUAGGAGAAAAGGUUCGGGAACUUGAUGGCAGCUCCUUGGGAGACGAGGAGUUUGGAAGGUUGAAUGACUCUGCUGGCUUGGACAAGGAUUCUGACCGCACCCCAUCUAUAAUAUCGAACAACCUGAAAAAGAAGUCGUUCCUACCCUCACCGAGCCCUAACAAGCGAGCUUCCUUCAUACAUCCUUCCAUAUCUCGUUUACGUUCGCAUAUGCGUACAACGUCGAAUUCCACCCAACACACCACGCAACCACCUCAGCUAUCUCACCUGCGUACAGCUAGUCAUUUCUCGCAGAUAUCAGAAACAAAAUCUGAAACCUUUUCAGUCGACAGCAACCCCUCACAGCAACAGCCAGAAAUAUCAUCCAAGAAUCCGGCUUUUGCUUUCCAUCCGCUGCGGCGACUAUCUGUCAAUCUAUUCUCGCGGGAAGAGACACCCGCAGUGGUGGAUGUCAGAGGGAUGAUUGCCGUCGGAACGGAUAGAGGGACAGUGCUGGUGUACGGCUUUGAUCAGAAUCUGAAAUACAUCUUACCCAACGAAGGAAGCGUCGCUCUUACCCUUCCCCAGGUCCUAUCUGGUCGCCGAGAGGGGCAUCUGCAGAAUAGUCGCAUCCUACACAUCGGAUUCGUUGGAGCUCGGCAUACCUCCAUCGUCAGUGGGGAUGAGCAUGGUCGGGCGUUCUGGUGGAGUCUUGGGAAAGUCAUCGGUGUUGAGAGCAACGACGUUGUUCGGAUGCUUGGCAGCUACCCUGAUCCCGAGAAGCCACCAAAGAAACCCACGACGCUGUUUGCCGCUUUACCAUUACCACUUUCUGAUCAGCUGCGUCCCGUCGGCUCUUUAAACCUGUCGGCUUUAUUGACUCCUGCUAAAUUGGUCAUUGUCGGAUUGAAACCGACCCCAAAAACUUGGUAUCGUAAGAUGAGGGAUAAUCUCGGUGGGGAAUACGGAGGAUCAAUCGGUUGCGCUGUUUGGUCCCCAUUAGCAAAAGAACCCAUUCUGGCAUACGCUUGGGGACGAUUAAUUCGGUUGUUAUACAUUCAUGGUAAAGAUCCAGAGUUUGAGGAGGGAAAGACCUUUGAGGCUAGUGAACCAGUCCGGGCUAUGCAGUGGUAUGACGAUAACCAUAUUCUGGUCAUAUCCUCCAGUCAACUUCUCCUCUUGAGUACGAACACUAUGACGCCCGUAGAGACGACGCUACUGCAAACCCGACUCCUCACUUCUCAAGAUUCUUUCUCCCAUAUGGCGAAAUCGUCCUCUUUCAGACCUCUCGAGUCCCUUGCUGGCAGUGUGAAAUGCUAUCGGGAGAAACUGUUUCUACUUGUAAGUCCGAACUUACGCAGUACGUCGCUGACAGGUCAGACCAAAACCACUCUUCAAGUCGGUACGCUUCAGCACUGGAACGAUAGGAUCCUCUCCCAUGUUCAGCAAGGCGAUUUCAUCGGUGCCAUUCAGACGGCCUUGGCGUACUACGAAAAUCGGGCUACAGGCAAUACGAUAAAUCUUCCAGAAGAUAUCGAUACCCGCAAAGAGGUCAUUGCGAAGCGUUUGCAUGAGCUACUGCUUGCGUCUCUGCGAUGGGCAUUCUCACCUGAUCGUCUCACCGAGAACACCCAUCUCGGACAGGGUAUCGACUUAACCAGUCUCUUCGAAGGCCUUGCUGCCGCUUCAAUAGAAGCGUGCCUUUCUAUGCAAGAUCUCAACUUUCUUUUCGACGAAGCCUACGAACACUUUGCGCAAGCUGGCAUCCAAGGGAUCUUUCUUGAUCGACUGGAACCCCAUAUCCUUUCCGGACGCAUUCGCCAGAUCCCACCCAGCGUCUUUCAAGCGCUCAUCAAGUCCCACGAGGACAAAAAUCAGCUCGAUAAAGCAGAAGCAAUCAUCUGGAAUGUGGAUCCAACCUCUCUCGACAUCAAUCAUGCAACAACAAUGUGCGAGGCUCAUGGUCUCUGGGAUGCAAUGAUUUAUGUUUACACCCGAGCGCUGCAAGAUUACGUAGCUCCUCUGGUCAAAUUGAUCAAUGUGGUCCGAGACAUCCAACAAGAUCGUUUAAACCGGCCCUCUCUCGUUGGGGAUAACGCCGAACAUCUCGAACAAUGGGCGCCUAAUGCAUACAAGCUAUACGCUUAUGUAGAGUCAGUGCUGUCGGGUCUAUCAUACCCAAGUGGAGAACCACUUCCGGAGAACCAGGCUCAUACGGCUCGUACGGACGUUUAUUCCUUCAUUUUUGCCGGUCGAACAAUCUCUUGGCCACCUUCAACCGAUCUUAUUCUCACCGGUGAUGGCCCUGAACCACCAUAUCCUUAUCUCAACCUGCUACUGCGCUUCGACACCGAAGCGUUCCUUCACUCCAUGGAUAUCGCAUUCGAGGAUUCGUAUCUGAAUGACACCUCUGGCGCCAUGAACCGUCAAUCCAUCGUCAACCUCAUGCUCGAUGUCAUGGAUCCGGAAUAUUUCCACCCAGGAGAUAUCACAUUUCUGCACAUCUUCGUCGCCCGUAAUCUACCAAAGUACCCCCAAUUCCUUUUCAUCCCUCCAUCAACGCUCCAUCGUAUCUUGGUCAGUCUCGCAAGCGAUCCGGAUCAGAGCACCCGCGAAGAUAGACAGCUUGCUGCCGAAUAUCUGCUCUCCGCCUACACGCCUCACGAUUCCGAUGCGAUGUUAGAGCUUUUUGAUCAAGCAGGUUUUUAUAGAAUUCUGCGGACAUCCUACCGACAGCAGCACAAAUGGGGCAAGCUCAUCUCGACUCUGCUCAGAGAUCCAGAAUCUGAUGAUCAAGUCUUUGCCGAUCUCGACGAUAUCAUAACCUUGGCUUCGGCGUCCGAAGAAGUCUUCGAAGCCGUCUCUGAAGCUCUACCUCAUUUAUUGGCAAUUGGUGUCCGACAGACAGCCACAUUACUCGAUCGAGACCUGCCUUCUGGCCAUUCUAGCGCCAUUGAGGUGUUGUCGUCCGCUCCACACAAGCAGAUGGCGUAUUUGCGCUGUCUUCUUGAACCCGAGACUGAGACUCCUUCGGAUCAUGUCGAUCCACCUCUUCGACAUCUUUACAUUUCACUUCUUUGUCAAAAUGAUCCCGAUCACCUGAUUCCUUUCCUUGAUUCUCAAGAACCUAAUUACUUUGAUAUCUCCCAGCUUGCUGCCGAAUGUAACUCUCGACAGAUCUAUGAAGGACAAUUAUGGGCACUAGAUCGCUUGGGCAAGACCGAAGAAACGUUCGACAUGGUCGGAAAUAUUCUUCGUGAUCUAGGUUUAGACCUCGGAGAAGCAAUACUAUCUGAUGAUCUAGGGACGAUUCACAUGGCGAUCUCCAACAUUCAAUCAGUCUCACGAAUGGCCACACGUCUGUGCCGGGAGCAUUCCUCCUCUCGAAUAAUUACUGGAGAAGUCGAAGAUAUGUGGUUGGGAGUGCUGCAUGCGAUCAUUGAGCUGGUACAUUCAGUCUCAGCUUUACGACCCGUGCAAGAUACCACCUCCGCCAAUGCCGCAGUCGCGGCUCUUCGAAGCACCGUGCAAGAGACCCUUGCUUCGCUCGUAAACUCCUCAUCACCCUCGCUCUCUUUUCCUCGACUCUUCAAAAAGCUAGUCGAUGCAUCUACUACCGGGACCAACACAGGCGGUCAGAAGGGGCGCACGUAUGCCGAAUUCCGUACGAUCCUCACUGGUAUGCUCGACUCCUAUCGUGCAGAAGGUGAGAUGCUCAGUAUGACCACUCGGCUUGUUGAAACGGAUUUGUUCGAGAUUUUGGCAAUUCUGAAAACGAAAAGAGAAAGUGGGUGGACGUUAGUCUCGUCCGCUUGUGGGGCUUGCGGGGAAACGUUCGAUGGAGAAGAAAUGGUCGUUCGGGCAAAUGGAGCUGGGUUACAUCGGACGUGUGUAGAUAAAUAG